CGGCCGAACUAGCGCGCCACCUGUAAACGCUCAAGCGCUCAUAGAGUAGAAUUCAAAUUGACAAACCACUGCUAUCUGUUGGCUAUCUACGAAGUUUCUAUUCUUGCAAAAAUAUUUUACCCAUGUCUGACGCUGGGGCUCUCCACUCUGACUCCGCCUCUCGUGGAAUCGCAGAGGAUCUAGCGAGAGCAUCCGACGCCCUCGAAAACAUGCAGGCUUCCGGCGAAUUGGCUCCUGUAGUCACUGUUGCUCCUGCUUCACCGAAUGUUCCUCCUGCUCUGUUCGGCGCUGGAGGGCCAAUGCUCAAACGCUUCGACGAAUCGACCGUAGCAAGCAGAAAAGGAUCUAAUGCACCAUCUCCGCCUCCGUCUGUGAAGGGUAUAGGGAAGAAAGUUGCUAAACCGGACUACUCAGAACAAAAGAUCGUCGUGGCGAUGGUCGGGCUACCUGCUCGAGGCAAGUCAUAUCUCAGCAACAAGCUCAUGAUAUAUCUACGAUGGCUCGAAUACGACGUCAAGGUAUUCAACGUUGGACAAUUGCGACGGACCAAAGCCAGGCAGAAGGCUCAGAAAUUAGGCGUCAAAGAGAAUCACACUGCAGAGUUUUUCAGUCACAGUAAUGCUCAAGCAACGCAAAGUCGCGAUAAGCUUGCGGAAGAAAGUUUAGAGAUGCUCAUCCAGUGGUUAAAGGAAGGAGGAAACGUUGGAAUUCAUGAUGCUACAAACAGCACCAAAGACCGAAGGGCAAAGAUCGAGGCACGCCUGGCCAAGGAGAAGGGCAUGACCCUCAUCUUCCUGGAAUCUUUUUGCGACGAUCCAGCAACGAUCGCUGCGAAUGUCGAGCUCAAAGUCAGCCAAGGUGAUCCUGACUACAAAGACAUGUCCCCCGAUGAGGCACGGAAAGAUUUUUUGCGCCGAAUCAGCGAGUACGAAAAAGUCUACGAAACGAUCACCGAGCCGCACCUAUCGUACCUGCGCAUUAAGAAUGUCGGAGAGGAAGUCACGAUGUCCCGUAUCAAUGGAUACCUUUCCAGUCGGAUCGCUUUCUACCUCAUGAACUUGCACAUUCGCCCGAGAAAUAUCUUUUUCUCAAGGCACGGGGAGAGUCAGUAUAAUGUGGAAGGCAAGAUUGGUGGAGAUUCAUUAUUGUCAUCUCGUGGAAUGCAGUAUGCGAAAGCGCUUCCUGCUUUAAUCACCGACAAUAUUGGGGAGAAACCAUUGACUGUCUGGACUUCCACCCUCAAGCGAACCAUUCAAACUGCCCAGUACCUUCCUUAUACGAAGCUCACUUGGAAAUCUCUAGAUGAGCUCGAUGCGGGUGUUUGUGACGGCAUGACGUACGAAGAAAUCGAGCAAGCAUAUCCUGAUGAUUACGCCAAUCGUGACGAGGACAAGUUUAACUAUAGGUAUCGUGGGGGAGAGUCCUAUCGCGACGUCGUGGUUCGCUUGGAGCCUGUCAUUAUGGAAUUGGAAAGACAAGAAAAUAUCUUAAUCAUCGGGCAUCAAGCUAUUCUGCGCUGUUUAUAUGCAUACUUCCACCACCUUCCUCAAACCGAUCUACCAUACAUCAAGAUACCUCUUCACACUGUCAUUAAACUUACACCGAAGGCAUAUGGCUGUGACGAGGAGCGAUAUACCCUUCCUAUCAAUGCCGUGGACACUCACAGGCCCAAGCCAAAGGCGGCGAAACAACCUUCAACUCAUUCCACAACUCAGAGACAGUAUUUUGUAGAAGAAGAGAUAAAGCCACUAGCGUAGUACGACAGCAACGCCUGACUCACACCUUUGGCUUGAAUGGGUUCGCUGUUCGAUCCCAAUCUAUAGAGAAUCUAUCGAGGGACUUCCAGGAAGGUUAUCUGACUUAAUUAUAUUGUAAACAUCUAUAAUGCACUAAUGAAUGACGGACAGACCAGUCCAAGUGCGUGUAGUAACGACCGUAAAAUGAUUCCACAAGCUCAAAAAUCGUUUCCUGCAAAGUUUAGUAGAAUCACUUCAUGUACUUUUAGCCCUUGCGUAUGGUAUGAGAUCGUUUGUCAUUUUCA
Messenger RNA from Lentinula edodes (shiitake mushroom), 2041 nucleotides. RefSeq names its product bifunctional 6-phosphofructo-2-kinase/fructose-2,6-bisphosphate 2-phosphatase. Gene Ontology annotation, cellular component: cytosol. Gene Ontology annotation, molecular function: 6-phosphofructo-2-kinase activity; ATP binding; fructose-2,6-bisphosphate 2-phosphatase activity. NCBI's taxonomy places the organism in Eukaryota, Fungi, Basidiomycota, Agaricomycetes, Agaricales, Omphalotaceae. The coding region runs from base 123 to 1757 and encodes 544 amino acids. The record is from RefSeq and is a predicted model, not a curated record. Gene Ontology annotation, biological process: fructose metabolic process; fructose 2,6-bisphosphate metabolic process. The transcript has 15 exons.